CAGUGUAGCAAGCUCCGCCGGCCGCCCCACGCCCCACACCGCCUAUCCAACACCCUCGCAAUGGCUGCUGCAGGCAAAGCUUACCUGCUAGUGCUGGCGCUGCUGAUGGCGGUGGCAGUGCAGCAAAUGCAGGCGGCCCCGGCGGCGGCGGCGUCGCUGCGAUCGGGCGGCAGCGACUGGGAGGAGCAGCGGGUUCUGCAUCCGACCUGCGACCACGACCAGUUCAUGACCUUCAUGCGCCUCUCCUGCCAGUACCACCGGCGGCGGCGGGAGGUGCGGGGGGCGGCGGCGGCGGCGGCUGACGACGGCGGCGCGCGCGUGGCGCGCUCGCCCUCGCCCGAAGCCGACCUGUUUGCCAAGUGCUGCGAGCGCCCUUGCAACGUCGAGGACUUCGUGGGCGUCUGUCCCUAAGGCCCUGCUCUCGGCGGGCGCUGCGCUGGAAGGCAUGGCGAUGGUACCACCCGGGCGUUGAAAUGCUCGUUCCACAAGAACGGCCUUGAUAACAUCUAAGCUAACAGGCAUGCCAGGCCAUGCAAGGAGAUAGUUUGCAUUAGAUCCAAAAUCAUUCUCUCCUCUUUCCAGCGAAGCACUGUAAUGUAGACACCAUGUCGUCUGUGUCACCUCUCCAGAAACCAUCUUCCUCGCCGCCAUCGUCGAACCCACGCUGUCUCGUCUGAUGUAAACUGAAAACAAAGUCACCGUUCACAACGCUGAAAACCCUUCCAACAAGAGUUUGGGACCGAAAUCCACGCUUAACGAGACGCUAGUGCAUAAGCGGAUAGCAUUUCUCCAUAGAAAUGAUUUUCCUAUUCAUGCCUUCACCCGAACGAAUUAGCAAUUGCUACUGUAUGAACUUCCAUGUAUUCCCGGAACAUUACGCUACUUCAUGAUGUCAGAAUUUAUUUGUACUGCGGCCAUUGCAUGAACGUUUUGAUAUUAUUCCUAAAUCGUUUGUUCUCUUAUCACUACCUCUUGCAACUCUUUCUCUUCACACAAAAGAAUGAAAUCAAUCCUUGACGUCUAUUAUUUAUUAUUUUGUAAUUAUGAAGUGUCAAUGGCGUCUAAUGGAGGAUUGGACACUAGUCAAGUAGAAAUAAUAGUGUCGAAUACAAACUACGAACAUGUUUCAGAGGUUUUAAAAUCACUGAUGUGUAUAAAAAAUGUGUGUAUGGCUCUCAUACAUUGGUUAAUUAUGUGAUAUUCUGCUUUUAUUUAAUGUAAUGAUUUUCUCUUUAAAAGCGCAUUUCAUAUUUAUUGUGUUUUUUUUCUUCAACAUCGAAAGACAAAAGUAAAAAAAAAUUCUCCGGAAUGCAUUGAUUUGUGCAAUCUAAUGACUGCUUUCUCUAAUUUUUCAAAACAUCUUUUCUAACCAAAGCAAUAGAAAAUUUAAAAAAAUAUUGAAACAAUAAAUAGAAAGGAAAAACAGGUAUAUUGUGUUUAUUUGAUAUUAUAUUCCCUGUAGAAAAUGUUCUAGUAUCUGCAAAGAACUACUAAAGAGUCAGGGACCAGAAUUUCCUAACCUAUUCCAACAUUCUCUCCAUAUAGUUUAAUUUAUAUAACUUCCACAGAACAGUGUUGUUCACCGAGACCACGUCCAAUGCUUCAGUUUUGGAAGGCAAGGCUUACAGAGGGAGUGCCGCAACCGUUCGUCCAAAGUGACAAACUUGACUCAAAUAGUUUCUUUGUCUUCAGGCAAAUAAAUUGUGUUUUGUUAAUACACAAUUAAUAAUUGUGUUUUACUAAUGACCACAGACACCGCUGGGGGGGGGGAGCUCUUCAGUUCCUUCUUCCAAAAACAGUUGACAAAAAUUCUCUUAUAUAGUUUCUACUGUGUAUUACAAUAUACGUUUUAGUGUAGGGAUGAAAGGGGGCAUUUGAACACUUUCACUUCAUUAUUUUUAUUACUUACAUUUGAAGUCAAAAAUAGAUUUUCAUGACACAUUCACACAGAUUGUGCUUUACUAUACACAUGCAAUUAGUUUUACGUUUAUACUUCUUGGAAUGGGAAAGAAAAAAGGGCACUGAGUUCACAAGUACCCCAUCCUCGGGUACAUUUGAACUAUUACGGGGCACUUUUGAAUACUGAUAAAUAAAGUUGUCUAGGC
This is a messenger RNA of Gryllus bimaculatus (two-spotted cricket), 2105 nucleotides long. The record is from the annotation of a GenBank genome assembly. NCBI's taxonomy places the organism in Eukaryota, Metazoa, Arthropoda, Insecta, Orthoptera, Gryllidae.